AUGGAACUUGAUAUAAUCAGUCGUAAACUUCUUCUAGGUGGUAUUUAUAGACCCCCAGACUCUAACAAUCAGCAUUGGCUUCUUCUUGAACAGUGUAAUGGAAAAGUCAUCCAUUUAUCACCGAACCCUGAUAAUGCUACGGGAAAAUUUAAUCUGAUAGACAUCAAAGGUGACACUAGUGUCCGAAUUGACGAUUUAAGAGUCGUUGCAGGAGAUUCAAUGACUUAUCGAAACAACGAACUUGACGAUGAACUCAAGCCCUAUAGUAAAACAGAAAUUGUUAAGCGAGCAAAACGGAAACUUGGAACGCUUGGAUAUGAUUUGAUGAAAUACAACUGCGAACACUUUGCUACGGAGUGUAGAUAUGGACAGGCUAGAAGCAAACAGGUCGAGGCUAUUGAACAAAAAGCGUAUGACUGGAUCACGCCGCCUUUUUAUCGAGCUUGGCAAACAGGAGACGUGACUAAAUUUCUAGCACCACCCGUCAACCAGGUUAUUGACAAAGUUUUCUAUUCCCCACCUGGGGACCUGGUGACCUGGUGAAAUAAUAAAUAAUGCAUUUGCAUUAUAUAACAAAAAACAACAACAAUCCCUGUUUCAUAUUAAGGGUAUGAUUAAGUAGAUGAUGAAAGUAAAAAGUAAUGUCCAAUACAGUAUAUUAACACUAUUGUUUGCUCAAUUUUGAUAAAUUAUUUAAAAAUCACCAGGAAAUAAAAUACGUUAACGUAUUUACUUGUAUUAUGUUUAUCUUUAACUUGACCUAGAGUGUACGCCAAGAAAGGAAAAAUAAACGUUCACAUAACUUUGUUGGAUCCUAGCAAUUGUUCGAAUCUGGCAUUUUAUAAACAUGUAUUCAGAAUAUGCCUCUUGACUCUAUCUUCUUAUCUGGAAAUAAUGUAAUAAUUGUAAACAAAGGAGUUAUUAAAACAGACAAACACCAGUUAUUGUCAUUGUAUUACUCAUGUAGUAAUAGACAAAAAAUGUACGAGUAUUAUAGCGACAGCAAAUCGUUCUAAAGCCAUAAAAAUAUUAACGAAACGAGCAAGACGCCUUAUAAUUAUCACGCCUUAUCACGCCUGUACAUCUUGAACUAUAAGGUUCUCGUAAUAAGAAGUAAAUGAAAACGAGCUAAAUAUUGUGUAAUUAAUUUUCAACAAGCAUAUGUACGCUUGUACAAAAUAUUUUGAACAUCUAAUGAGAUUAUCUAAAACAUAUUGAAAAAUGUCUCUGUUAUGUUGUUACUGUAACUUGAAUAAUUAUAAACACAAACUAUUUAUCUUUAUCAAAAUUAAUACUUGAACGUUAUAGAAUUACUGUUUAUCUGUCUUAACAAACACAUAAAGAAGUCGUUUUGAAAUAUGACACUUAAAUCUAAUUAUAAACUAUAAUUUUAUCUAUCGUUGUAUUUACACCAGAUACUCUAUUUAAUUUUGCAAUUUAUUUUUUAACGUUUGCCAUUAGGGAAAAUAUUAUUAACCAUAUGAGAGUAAAGAUCAGUAAGAAAAAGAAAUGUUCAACAUCUAUAAGUGUAACACUGAGAAUUAGAGAUAGGUCCGUGUGCCUGUUUCUCAAAUCUUCUGUCUUGGAAAUUAUUAUGACUGUAUUUUUCAUUUCGUUAAAUUUGGUAGACGAUAACAUGGCCUUGUUAUGACAGGCAAUUAUUGAAUCAUAAUGACUUUCAUCUUGCGGAUAAAAGGUGGAAUAUCUAAUCUCAAAAGCACACCUUCCGGUGAAAAGUCAUUUACUUCUGCUCAAUUUUGAGUUGUAUUAGAUUUUUGUUAUCAGAGUACUCCAUUAUUUGACUUUAUACUACGGUGAGAUAAUGAUAUCAUAACUAAGCGAGUUUUCUUACUCGUUUUAAGAAUUAGUUUAACAGGAUUGCUUGCUAAACUUGUCAAUGUAAGGGAUCUUCAAAUCAAAACUAUUUACAUAGCCGUUCAAGUCCAGCUUGAAAUGUUCAAAGUCAUAGUUUCUUCCUUUAAAACUUUUUUUGUGUCAGAUUUUCAUAUGAUUGUAUAAUUGUAUUACAUUGAUGAUAGUCUCUGUAUUUGUCAUAAGACAAGUCAAAAUAUAACUAAAAAUUAUGUACUUGAAGUCAAUUUAUCGGAAUUUGUAUUUUGCAAUAUUGAUGAAGGAUUUUAAAGACCAAGAAAUUGAAAUAUUUUUUCUACUUUAUUCAAAUUAAUUCAAAUUUAUGCUACAAAUUAAUGACACAUCGUGUAACAGCACAAUUUAAAUCAGACUUUUUAAAAGUUUAACAAAUGCUAUGAAAUAACAUGCUAUAGUAUAACUUGUUUAUAGUGACACUAAUUUGGAUUUGUUAAUGAUGUCAUUUUCGGGACGUUGUCGUAUAUGGAUAGUUGUGAGUAUUGUACCAUUUGAAUAAAUUUUCAGAUGAAAGACUGAUAAGACAUAGAAUUAUCUUUAUGAACAUGAAUUUUAUAAUAAAUAUGAAAUAUGAUAUCUUGCAUGCACUAUUUCUAUAUUAAUUUAUUUCGUUUAUUUGUACUUGUUUUAAUAUUACAUUUUUCAGUCAGAUCAGUUUUUGCAUCACUGGUUCAACAAAUCUAUCUUCUCUAAUUUAAAUCCUUUUUAUCUGUUCUGAUAUAUUAUGAAUACUGUCAUAUGUUAUAAUCGAUUUCCGAGAAACACUUUCAUCACUACUAAAUCAAUUCCAUUUCUUUCCAUUAGAUUUUACACUUUCCGUGCUGUUCUUAUUAGACGGAUGAAUUGUGUUUGUGUCACUAAAGUGAAUUCUUUCUUUAUGAAGCUUGUUUUAUAUUUCAAAUAU
Ruditapes philippinarum (Manila clam) is the source of this 2791-nucleotide messenger RNA. Its product is annotated as phospholipase A and acyltransferase 2-like. Bases 1 to 543 code for a protein of 180 amino acids. The transcript is spliced from 4 exons. Lineage: Eukaryota; Metazoa; Mollusca; Bivalvia; Venerida; Veneridae. Gene Ontology annotation, molecular function: A2-type glycerophospholipase activity; glycerophospholipid phospholipase A1 activity. The record is from RefSeq and is a predicted model, not a curated record. Gene Ontology annotation, cellular component: cytoplasm. Gene Ontology annotation, biological process: N-acylphosphatidylethanolamine metabolic process.